CUAUUUUAUUGUAUGUAAAACAAAAUGUCUGCGCCCAUGGCUUUCGUGCGAGUUCGGAGGAUGUUGUCUUCAAACGCAAAAUUUCUCAGCUCAUUUUAUAAUUCAAGAAAAUCUACAUCAAGAUCAUUUAGCAAGCUUCUUCCGACAGACGAUGAGCUUUAUGUCCGAACCACUGUUAGUCUUUUAGCCAAAGAAGCUGUAGGUGUUCCGCAGAUAACAGCGUACAGUCAGAAAGGCUUCACCAUCAACGAAGAUCUAAUAACCGGCCCAGUUGCAAUAUUACCGAAAAGUCUUAUAUCAUGGAAUAUACGCAAUUGGGAGGAAGUGUCCAAAGAAAGUUUAACAUUAUUUUAUUUGCUAGAACCUAAAAUAGAAAUUCUUGUCCUUGGACUUGGCUCAUCAAGUAGACGACUUGAUCCUGAAAUUCAUGCAUUUAUGAGGUCAAAGGGCAUUGCAUUAGAAGUUCAAGACACGAGGCACGCUUGUGCUACGUUCAACUACCUCGUAAAUGAAAGCCGUAUAGUGGCCGCAGGACUGCUCCCCUUGGACCCCACGAUACCACCGGCGUUACAAAAACUCAGAGCAAUGGAAACGCAGAAAAAAUUAGAAUGAAAAAAUUAAAUCGCAAAUUGACAAUAAGAUUGUUAUAUAAAAACGAUGUUGGUUGUGUGUUAUUGUUGAAUUUGUGAGAUGAAAGUGCACAGAAGUUUUUAUACUUUGUUGAAUUUUGACUCGUAAAAGCAACUAUAGACCUGAGAAACUAACAACCUGAAGAAAUAAUGAAUGACCAGGCAGUGUAACUAUUGACCUGGCAAGAAUGUUUUAGCCACUAAUGCCGAUAACAGUAAUGAUGUACAGGUAUUCGUAUUUGUUAUAGUUUUCGUAAGGUUGCAAAACCUCUCUAAUCAUAACAUUAAGAUGAACUGAAAUCUAUGAAACUGUUUAGUGGAGCAGUGAGUGUUUGUUAAUUUUUUGUUUAAAUUUAGGCUAUGAAAUUGUAUUUGACAAAAACAUGU
Anneissia japonica is the source of this 1016-nucleotide messenger RNA. RefSeq names its product NADH dehydrogenase [ubiquinone] 1 alpha subcomplex assembly factor 3-like. Lineage: Eukaryota; Metazoa; Echinodermata; Crinoidea; Comatulida; Comatulidae. The coding region runs from base 25 to 612 and encodes 195 amino acids. Gene Ontology annotation, cellular component: mitochondrial inner membrane. Gene Ontology annotation, biological process: mitochondrial respiratory chain complex I assembly. The transcript is spliced from 5 exons. The record is from RefSeq and is a predicted model, not a curated record.